CAUGCAAUUACCAGAUGUUGGCGAGAUGAUGGAGGAAGCUCUUCAUCUUUUCGCUUCCGGCCCUGAAGAGGAUGAGAGCACUCCGAGUACCACAACUUUGACCAUGUCCAAAAUCACCACCAUAUGGAGCUCCGCCCCGAGCGAGCACUUGAUCGAGAAGCAGAGCGCACCAUGCACCACCAGCUUAACCAUCUCCGAAGUUACUGGCAUAUCGACCUUAGCACAGGGCCAGUGCUUAGACAAUGCGCUCCACGCCCACCAAGUUCCGAAACACGCGCCUGACCACACGAUAGCAGAAGCCCUUCCAGAUGAAGAAACCAAGACGGAUGAUAUCCUUCCGACGCUGGAACCGUUCCAGCAAACUUCCGAACAAACAGAAUCAGUAGCGUGUGAGCAGCGUGCGUUUCGGACUCUGCCAGAUCAACUCGAAGCCGACCGGGGUGCCCGAUUCAAUAUGACGGCGGAGCCUCAAGCCCCACAACGGAUGGACUCCGAAACAUGCCAUAUCAGCGGCGACACCAAAGAACAAGAGGCUUCGGCGGCUCAGAGUGAAUCGAUGGGAGUGCCAGAAGAUCAGGAUCUGGACCAUCCUUCUUCCGCUCAGCAGAUAUCGGAUCGCAACGAGGAAAACCGUCUUCAACCAUCACUUCCACAAUAUUCGGGAUCUACGCAAGAACAUCACGUUGCAAGCACCGAGUCAUCAAUUGAAGGACUCUCAGAUACAGAUCGGCAAGAGAUUACUGGCAGCCAAGAGUCGCCAGCCAAUGUUCAUGGCACAUUGUCGCCUACCCAACAUCCUCCAUCGAUGGAUCGAGACGCACCCGGUUCAGAACCUGGUACUUUUGCGAGGCCAAUUGUGAUCGACGAGGAUGAGCCACUGCAAGAUGCGGACAAAGACGUUGCUAUGGCGGAUCACACUCCUGGCAGCAAUACUGAACAUGGCGACUUGCGUUGGCCGAAAAGGACGUCCCGUCAGAGGACUGAAACCAACAUGGUUUCGUGGGCCUCGAUCAAGCAGAGAAAUGUGGAAAAGUGGGAAAAAUAUUGGAAGCCUGUACAGGUCCAGUGGAAGGAACUGAUGGAGUUACCAACGAUGAAUGCUGUGAAGGGUGCGCAAAGAUUCGACGGCAGGAUGCAAUUGGCUGAAGACUGGCUUCUACAAGAUUGCUUAAGCCAUGAAGACGUGGUGGAGUUGCGCCAGAGUUACUUACGUAUCUCGGGCAAACUCCAUGAAGUGGUAACGUCAAGCAAUGAGAGAAAGCUUGUGAUAAAGCUAGGUAAGAGUAUGCUUCGGUUCCGGAACAUAUCACGUCAGUUAACGGGGACGGAAGUUGAGCCUGAGGAGGAUGGAAGUGACGAGGACUAUGCUGCUGCAAUGUAAUGAUGGGUAGCUCAGUAGAACAUUUUUUCCGGAUUGAUCUAGUUAAUGAACAUGUA
This is a messenger RNA of Cucurbitaria berberidis CBS 394.84, 1437 nucleotides long. RefSeq lists its product as uncharacterized. The record is from RefSeq and is a predicted model, not a curated record. The transcript has a single exon. NCBI's taxonomy places the organism in Eukaryota, Fungi, Ascomycota, Dothideomycetes, Pleosporales, Cucurbitariaceae. The annotation marks the transcript as partial.